GGGCUACGCGCUGGGCUCGGCUGGCCUCGGCUGGCCUCGGUUGUGCUCGGCAGGCUGCGGUAAAUCCGGGCUUGCGGUGGCUGGCAGAGGCUACGGCCCGCGGGUCCCUGCUUCGCGCCGGGAUCCCCGAAAGCCAUGCAAAUGUCUUACGCCAUCCGAUGCGCCUUCUACCAGCUGCUGCUGGCCGCCCUCAUGUUGGUGGCAAUGCUGCAGCUGCUCUACCUAUCCCUGCUGUCCGGACUGCACGGUCAGGAGGAGCAGGAACAGUAUUUCGAGUUCUUCCCGCCGUCUCCGCGAUCCGUGGACCAGGUAAAGUCUCAACUCCGCACCGCACUGGCCUCCGGAGGCGUUCUGGAUGCCAGUGGCGAUUAUCGCGUCUACAGGUGUCUUCUGAAGACUACCAUGGACCCCAACGAUGUCAUCCUGGCCACGCAUGCCAGCGUGGACAACCUGCUGCACCUGUCCGGACUUCUGGAGCGUUGGGAGGGUCCGCUGUCCGUAUCAGUGUUCGCGGCCACCAAAGAAGAGGCGCAGCUGGCCACGGUGCUGGCCUACGCGCUGAGUAGCCACUGCCCUGAGAUGCGCGCCAGGGUCGCCAUGCACCUCGUGUGCCCCUCGCGUUAUGAGGCCGCUGUGCCGGACCCUCGGGAGCCUGGGGAGUUUGCCCUGCUGCGGUCCUGCCAGGAAGUCUUUGACAAGCUAUCCAGGGUGGCCCAGCCCGGGAUUAAUUAUGCACUGGGCACUAACAUCUCCUACCCCAAUAAUCUGUUAAGGAAUCUGGCUCGAGAAGAGGCCAACUAUGCCUUGGUAAUUGAUGUGGACAUGGUGCCCAGCGAGGGGCUGUGGAGAGGCCUGAGGGAAAUGUUGGAUCAGAGUAACCACUGGGAUGGCACAGCCCUGGUGGUGCCUGCGUUUGAAAUCCGCCGAGCCCGCCGGAUGCCGAUGAACAAGAACGAGCUGGUGCAGCUCUAUCAGGUGGGCGAAGUCCGGCCCUUCUAUUAUGGGCUGUGCACGCCUUGCCAUGCUCCUACCAACUACUCGCGCUGGGUCAACCUGCCAGAAGAGAGCUUGCUGAGACCCGCCUACGUGGUGCCCUGGCGGGACCCCUGGGAACCAUUUUAUGUCGCUGGAGGAAAGGUACCCACCUUCGACGAACGCUUUCGGCAGUACGGCUUCAAUAGAAUCAGCCAGGCCUGUGAGCUGCACGUGGCAGGGUUUAAUUUUGAGGUGCUGAACGAAGGUUUCCUGGUUCAUAAGGGCUUCAAGGAAGCAUUGAAGUUCCAUCCCCAGAAGGAGGCUGAGAACCAGCGCAAUAAGAUCCUUUAUCGCCAGUUUAAGCAGGAACUGAAGGCUAGGUACCCCAAUUCUCCCCACCGAUGCUGAG
Messenger RNA from Acomys russatus (golden spiny mouse), 1384 nucleotides. RefSeq names its product beta-1,4-glucuronyltransferase 1 (gene B4gat1). The transcript is spliced from 2 exons. NCBI's taxonomy places the organism in Eukaryota, Metazoa, Chordata, Mammalia, Rodentia, Muridae. Bases 136 to 1383 code for a protein of 415 amino acids. Gene Ontology annotation, molecular function: glucuronosyltransferase activity. The record is from RefSeq and is a predicted model, not a curated record.